Molecule: messenger RNA, 828 nt
Organism: Belonocnema kinseyi
Lineage: Eukaryota; Metazoa; Arthropoda; Insecta; Hymenoptera; Cynipidae
Product: zinc finger protein 225-like
Exons: 3
Coding region: 1-789 (262 amino acids)
Biological process (GO): regulation of transcription by RNA polymerase II
Cellular component (GO): nucleus
Molecular function (GO): DNA-binding transcription activator activity, RNA polymerase II-specific; RNA polymerase II cis-regulatory region sequence-specific DNA binding
Source: RefSeq, a predicted model, not a curated record
AUGACUGGCCAAAUGAGCGGUUUGAGGACUGCGAGUGCGAAAGCACAGCACUCACCCUUCGGCUCAGCUUCGCCUCUCUUUCAAAUACGUGCUGAGCCUUUACCAUACACUCGUAAGAAAUCAAAGAGUGAUUGGAAGGAAACGAAAAAAGAAUCAGCAUGCAAAUAUCAAGCGUACCCUUUAAAACACCAAAGAGUAUACCACAAUCCACCAUUUAAAAAUAAUCAAGAGGAUUUUAGUUGCAAAAUUGAAUGUACCAAUGAUGCAGCUUUGGAAAUCAAGGAAGAAAAUAUCGAAGAUCAAGAGAAUUUCGCAAAACGCGACGUAACAUUAAGUCGUAAUCAAAAAAAUCAAUCAAAAUUGUACAAAAUAGAUCAGGCCAAAAGGAUGCUGAAAACUCAAGAACCGAAGGUGGAAUCGGACAUGAAAUACAAAUGCGAAAAAUGUGCUCGAACCUAUAAACAGAAACGAACUUUGUAUACUCAUGUAAAAUACGAAUGCGAUGUCACGCCACAAUUCGCAUGUAAUUUCUGCGGCAAACCAUUUAAACGGAAACAAAACCUUUGGCGCCAUACAGACCUCUUGCAUAAAAAAACAAACUUGAUCACAUCAAAAGAAAGGCAUAAUUGUGAAAAAUGUUCUCGAAGCUACUCUACAAAAAGUGCUUUAAAUCGACAUAAACGUAUACAACACGAGGGCAUUACGCGACAAUUUAUUUGCAAUGAUUGUGAUUAUAAAACAACAGACAAGGUUAACCUAUACAGACACAUUACCUUAUACCAUCUAUAGUCAUUUAUUUGUUUGAAAACAAAGCUUUAAACCUAAGAA